AAGGAAUAAUGGAGUGAGGGGGGAGGGCGCGGCGGUGUGCAUGGGAUCAGUAUUUGGCAGGCUCGGGCUGUGUGUUCGGUUUUGUCCGUGUCGCGAAGGAAAAUAGGAAACGGCUCCGUUUGAGCGCGCGAGGAACGGGGACCUCGAGCCUUUUCUCACUCCAGUUUCUCCGUGAUUUGGCGACACGCUGUAAUGGAGGCGGAAAGAUUCGGCGGGGGGACGAAUCAAAAUACUGCGGGUAGCGGAGCUGGGCGAAAUCCCAACGGGCCGAAGACUGUGCUCGGUCCGCCGUCUGCAGCGCCCACCGCCGCGGCUCCAUCAGCGGCGGCCGGGGCCAUGCCUGGGUCCUCCCAGCCACGGGAACAGCAGGACGGGGAGGCGGGCCUGUCGCUGCCCGGGAUUUUACACUUCAUCCAGUAUGAGUGGGGGCGCUUUCAAGCGGAGAAAUACCGCUGGGAAGCGGAGCGAGAUGAGCUGAGGGCACAGGUGGCAUUCCUUCAGGGAGAAAGAAAAGGGCAGGAGAACAUGAAGCAAGAUCUGGUGAGGCGGAUAAAAAUGCUGGAAUAUGCUUUGAAACAAGAGAGAGCCAAAUACCAGAAGCUUAAGACGGGCACUGAUCAGAGCCCAGGGGAGAAGAGGCCCGAUACAGAAAAUGAAACAACAGUUCUGAAUGGUCCAGCAGAUUUGGAUAUUGAGCCAUCCAAUCAGAUGACAUGGAAGGAGGGACGGCAGUUGUUGCGCAAGUACCUCGAAGAGGUGGGAUACUCUGACACUAUUCUCGACAUGCGUUCAAAGCGAGUGAGGUCUCUGUUGGGUCGCAGUAGCCCAGAGGUGAAUGGACCACCCUGUGAAGUUCCUUCAGAACCUGAAAGCCAUGCUAGGGGAGAAUCGCUUCUUGUACGGCAGAUAGAGGAACAGAUCAAAAGGAAUGCUGGCAAAGAAAAUUCUAAAGAGCGAGUCGGAAGUUCAGUCCUGGAUAAGAUUUCCUUCCUGCGAAGCUGCCAGGAUGAUGAGGAAGACAGUGAUGAAGAUGAUGACUUUCAAGGCAUUGCUACAGAUUGCAUUGAUGGGCCACGAAAGAACAAGAAGUCCCAGGGCAAGAUGGGCGAUGAACCCUUGACCACAGUUCUGGACCCUGAGGAUGAAGAAGAUGAGGAGGACUCAGAAGAUGCUCUUAAUGAGUUUGAUUUCCUGGGCUCGGGAGAGGAGAGCGAGGGGGCUGGAGAGGCACGGAUCUCAGGAGAUGGGCGUGAGUUAGAGAACCGCAGGAACAAGUUGCAAGGCAUAAUGUCAGAUUUUCCCCCAAAGUCCUCACAACCGGCUUCCAUCCAGGGUCAGUGCCGCUCUGGGGAAGGGGGCACUCUAGGUUUCUCUUCAGAUGUAUUUAUAUUGGAUGCAGUCGGUGGAGGUGACAUAAAUCUUGGAGAGCUGGCUGACCUAACUGUUGCUAAUGAUAAUGAAGUCACUAAUGAUCUGCAAGACAGUCGUGAGGAGUUUAAAAAGACAUGGAAUCCACGCUUUACCCUCCGAAGCCAUUUUGAUGCUAUCCGAGCCCUUACAUUUCACCCCAGUGAAGCUGUGCUGUUGACUGCUUCAGAGGAUGGCACUCUGAAGCUUUGGAAUCUGAACAAGGCCAUGCACUCUAAAAAAAACGCAGCGCUGGAUGUUGAGCCAGUUUACACGUUUCGAGCACACAGUGGAGCAGUCCUCUCUUUAUCUAUGGGUGAAGAUGGAGAGACCUGCUACAGUGGGGGUCUGGAUGGAAGCGUGCGUUGUUGGAAAAUUCCAGAUCUCAAUGUGGAUCCUUACGACAAUUACGAUCCAGGCGUUGAGAGCAGUGUGUUACUGGGACAUGAGGAUUCGGUCUGGGAUCUGGCAUAUUCACCCACUCUGAAACGCCUGGCCUCCUGUUCAGCAGAUGGCACUGUGCGCAUUUGGGACCCCCAGAGCUCCUCCCCUUGCAUAUCUGUUUUCAACAAGGAGAAAGAGCAUGGCACUCCCACCUCCAUUGCUUUUGGGAAUGCUGACGUGUCCCAGGCAGUUGUGUCAUUUGAUGGAGGUGAGACGGUCCUCUACGACCUGAACACAGAGCAAAGCAUCCUGGUCCUGGAGACCCAAACUAAGGACGGCAGCAAGCUGAUUAACCGUGUGGUCAGCCAUCCAUCUGAACAAAUAUCCAUCACUGCCCACGAGAACCGCACCAUCCGCUUCAUGGACAACAAAACAGGGAAAGUCGUUCAUUCCAUGGUGGCUCAUCUGGAUGCUGUAACCUGCCUUACCACAGACCCGAAAGGCACUUAUCUCGUCUCUGGCAGUCACGACUGUUCAGUUCGCUUGUGGAUGCUGGAUAAUCGAACAUGUGUGCAAGAAAUAACGGCUCAUAGGAAAAAACAUGACGAGGCCAUCCAUGAUGUUGCGUUCCACCCUUCACAGCCCUUUAUUGCCAGCGCUGGAGCUGAUGCACUCGCCAAGAUUUUCGUCUGACAUGGAUUGUUCUCAUAGGUAUUAUAUAUAUGGGACACACCUUCUGUUCUACAUUUGGGCUUAAAGUGUGAAACAUGCUUAUAAUCCCACACACAUCUAUAACACACACACACACGCAUGCACAGAAAAUACAGCACAACUCUGCCUGUGCGAUAAACAUGGCACUCCAUUGCUCCUAUUCAUUUUCUUUCUUUUAAUGCCUCACACACUGCUGUAGGAAUUGUCCUCUGCUGGUAGAAGCAGUUAUUAAUGCAGAAGUUUUGCUACUUACUUAUCCGCACAAGCACUAGUUCACAUUCUGUGUGUAUAGAGGGACUUCCAUUCUGCUGAUGGAUGAAGACACCCUCACACCAACACACAACUAUUUCAGUGUUUUGUUUUGUUUUUUUUGGGGUGGGGGUUGGAACUACCACCCAGACUCCACUCUCAGCUCGUACUUCAGUCAGUGUACAUUUUGAAGAUCUUUAUAUUUCCACAAAUGACAAAGACAGCUGUCUUGUCCAGUGCUGUGGGCAAAUGAUGCAUUUCAUUCCAAAGACUGCUGUGAAGGACUUUCUACAGUCUUCAGUUGCCACUUUGUCAGCAGUACAGCAAAUCUCAUAGCUUUAACUUUGGCCUCACAUCUGCACACAGAAAGCCUUAGAAUUCCAGCGUUCUCUGUACAGUUCUGUAAGUUUUGUGUUAGCUAUGUCUGUUGAGUGUAUGCUAUGAAUGAUUCAUAUUCACACUGGUCACAUUUACAGGCAGUGGUCUGUUGGCGGAUGAAUCACUGUCUUUUUUCAGUAAGUAUAUGUAAGGAACGUUAUAUUGCAGACUGUUGUUGGCUGGGUUAGUGCAAGAAAUGUGUUUUGUAAAUAAUGUGACACUAUCCCAGUAUGCCCUGUACAUAACCCACUGUCUCCCAAAUCUUGGUGCUAAGCUCUUCUGAAUCAGGGAACUGUUGGUGUAAGCGGGUGAAAAGUAUUCGUUCCUGGCCUUAGCCUGCCGUUGCUAAGUUGUACCAUCCAGUAGACAGUUUCCUAUGACUUCAGAACGAUAGCCGAUCGAGUGAAAUUUCAAAAGUGAUGUAAGAAGUAUUUUGAUUUUUAUUAUGUUUGAAGAUCAGUUUGAGGGAGGAAACCAAACUGUAAGGGAAGUGCCAAAUGCAUAUUGGUAAUGGAACAGGGUAAGGCAUUUUCCUCAGAAUGGAUUUAUUAUCUAUUUUCAGCACUCUAAUUUUAACAGUUAGCUGUUUAUGAUUAAACACUCCAAUGCACGAGUUAUUGACCAGUGUGACUGAUGAGCGCAUUCCCAAUAUUUUAACUCAGCCAAGGUUGAAAAAGUAGAUCCUUUUGAUGUGAAGUUAGCUAAAGGAUUCAGGUUGGUACUGUACCUUUCCCAGACAAAAAAAAAAAAAACUAAACAUAAAGUUGACCAUGGAUGGUAUGGCCAGAUUCAUAAAGCACACUGUCAGAUUUAUCACAAUGUUAACAGUAGACAUCACCUCAGUGUACUCUUUUAUUAAUGAAGAUAACAGGUGAACCCAGCUGUAAAUGUUUUUUCAGUGUUUGUAAAGAUUUACUGUCUACUCUCCAUGCUGUACACGCAAUAAAACCUUAUUAAUGUUAGUUAAAUCUGUGGAGUAAACACUGCAAGACCGACAUCACAAAUAAGAGUUGAAACAAAUUGUUUUACUCCAGAAUGAUUUUACAGCAAGCAAACUCUGCACGGUUCAUCACAAUAAAUUAGAUUAAAGAGAUGCUAUUCUUUUACUCUGUUAGAAUAAAAAAUAAGCUUAAACUCAGAGUAAACAUGCAGUUUGUUUUAAAUGUUUAAAAAUUUUCAUUCCAUUUUUAUGGGGAUGUUUUGCCUACAUUGUUCUUCUUGUCAAAGUGACUGUUUUUAGAUUGGAGACCAUAUGAUACUUUUAUUAUUUACCAAACAUGUAUAUUUAUUUUUGUCACUGUUUGUUGCUGUAUUUUACCAAACAGUGCUUCGGCUUUUUUCAUGUUACUGCUCUAAUACUAUUGCUCGGCCUGUAAGGAUUUCACUCUGUUUGGCACUCAGACAGGUGCUCAGUGCUGGGGGGUAUUCCAGAAAGCAGGUUAAGUGACAAAACCGGGUAAGUAAACUCAGAGUUAACGGAAACUCAGAGUUUUCCGUUCCAGAAACCAAGCUUAGAGAGAACCUGAGUCAGUUACUAUAGCAACUUACGCUCUGAAGCUAACCUGCUCGCUGGCAGGUUAGCUUACUCCGAACUCAGGGUUACGGCCACUUUUCUCAUGCAAACGGAUCCAGUUGAUAUUGAAGCGCAAAUUAUUCACAGAGCUCUCCGUCCUGAACGAGUAAUUAGACCCAGAUUAGACGUGUUUUUUAGUUUCUCCUUGAACGUUACCGUUUUUCCUCGCAGUCAAUGUUAUACCUAAACAAUAUUUUAAAGCCAAACAUUUAAAAUAUCCCACAUCGUGGAUCAGCCUUUUAAAGUAUGCCUAACUUUAAAACAGUUGUUGUCCAGUUUUGUGGUGUUCCUGGGCAUAAGCCUUUAAUGAACAUUAAAGAGGAAUUCCACAGAAUUGCAGGGUUGUCUUUAUAACAAAAAUUACAAAAUUAUCAGAAAAAUGGGAAGUGGAAGAUAAGUAGCUCUGCAAAAUUAUAUUUAUUAAAUAAAUAAAUAAUUAUAUUAUUAAAAUAAUAUUUUAGGAUUUCCAAGAGUCAUUGGAUGCAUGGAUGGAACCCACGUUCCAAUUAAAGCACCUGCCUUAAAUGAAGGGGAUUAUGUAAACACAAAAUGCUUCCACAGCAUUAAUAUACAAGUACUGAUCAUAAAUUUACUACUUAAAAAAAGGGACUAAUAUUUAACACAUUACACAAACUUAUUUUCUCCUCCAUUAAUGAUUCCAUGAGUGAUGGGCCUCCACUGUUCUGUGAAAGUGCCAGCUCCUCUGCCUGGGUAAAAGGUGGCGAUGGUGUCAUCCCUCCUGUUUUUCUUACCUCAGCCUUUUUCCUAUUAGCUACAAAACCACAAUCAACUGUAGGGCAACUAAGCUUGAUAAAAGUAACAAUGUUAGGUAGUUGUGUACAAGUCAGACCACUGUGGACUAUGUUUGACUAGUUGACUCUGUCAGCUAUUUUUGCCCAAACUGACUCCCUUGAACGCGCUUCAGCUGGGGUUAACCUAAUCAGAGUUGAGUAACCUAACUCUGAUCAGCUGCUGUGGACUGAAAACUCGGAGUAUGACGCGGUGAGGUAAGUCAACUCGGAGUUCAGGGUUAGGUUUGGAGUUUGUUGAACCAGCUUUCUGGAAUACCCCCCUGGUCAUUAGAUGGUGAGGGUAAAACCCUGCAGUGUGACUUAAAUUUUAUUAUUGUGCCACACGUUUUACUCGUGGUUAGCAUCAGGAUGAAUCUGACCUGAUGCCAUUUGUGCUAAAUGAUGAGUUAGCUGCUCAAUAAAUCAACACAUGAACUGGCUUUACUGGGAGAAACUUCAAUGCACGCUAAUGAUUAGCAUCAUUCUACACUACACCUGAACCUAAAAAGGAUUAUUUAGUUUCCAAUUAAACUAAUUAUCUAGAUUAUCUCUAGCAGACCCCAGAUGGCACGAGUCUGUGGGAAAUUUCACAUUUGAAACUCAUACUGACAUUUAAUAUCAAAGUAACAACACUGCAUACUAUGGGGAAAUUAUUUGAUAAAUAAAGAAAAGCUGCCACAGCUCUUGAAUUUUUCUCCAAAAGUUUUCGUUAUUGUGAUUCCAAUGAUUGAAGUGUACGUAUACAAUAGUGUCAUAAAUUAUCAUUUUCUAGGCUUAGGAGCUGCUUGUUUGGGGGAGGGGACUGUUGAAUAAACUGGUUGUUUGAUAUGAAAAAGUCAUGGUAAAAGGACUGAUUAUUCCUGAGUUUUCUUAAUCGCAAUUUAUCACUGUGUGAUAUAUUGUAAAUCAUAUUAAACUGCAUUUAAACAUUAUGCUCUAACUCCAAGACCUGCCUUUUAUUUAUUUUGUUUUGUUACACAUUUUUAAACUGCAUUCUAGCUUUAAAUUAAAAUUAAAUUUACAUACAUUUACUGUUCUUUAAUUUUCAUUUGUGUGCAGGUGUUUUGUUAUUUGGAGAAAAAAAUAAAGAUUUUGUACAUA
Astyanax mexicanus (Mexican tetra) is the source of this 6594-nucleotide messenger RNA. It is a transcript of the gene strn4, whose product is annotated as striatin, calmodulin binding protein 4. The record is from RefSeq and is a predicted model, not a curated record. Gene Ontology annotation, cellular component: dendrite. Gene Ontology annotation, molecular function: calmodulin binding; protein-containing complex binding; armadillo repeat domain binding. Bases 193 to 2484 code for a protein of 763 amino acids. The transcript has 18 exons. NCBI's taxonomy places the organism in Eukaryota, Metazoa, Chordata, Actinopteri, Characiformes, Acestrorhamphidae.